GUGUUACGAGCAAGCCUGAGCAGUCGUACAAGUGCUGCAGCUGUUCCCGACAGUUUGCUGACCUCGGCGCUCUGAGUCGGCACACCAAGUACGCUCACCCCGACAUGAGUGGACGGAAGUGGAAAUGUGAGCUGUGUGAGAGAGCCUUCACCUCAUCCAGCAAACUGCAGGUGCAUAUAAUGGUGCAUACCAAAGUGAAACCUCACAAAUGUAACUUCUGUGAGAAAACCUUCACAGACCCCAGCAACUUGAGAACACAUCUCACCAUACACACAGGUGUGAAGAAGCACGCCUGCUCCGUCUGCAACAAGACGUUCCGUCAGAAGGCCCACCUGCUGUCCCACAUGGUCACGCACACCGGCGAGAAGAAGAUGAAGUGUCAGUUCUGUGACAAGAUGUUCUCCCGCCAGUCAGACGUCAAGCAGCACAUGUACAUGCACACGCGCGACCGCGAGGUCAAGUGCGACACCUGCGGGAAGGUGUUCUGGCGUCUUCAGCACCUUAAGAAGCACAUGAAGUCCCACACCGGAGAGCGGAACUUUCCCUGCGAGCGCUGCAGCAAGGCGUUCUUUACUAAGUACCAUCUAAACAGGCACAAGAAGGCCUGUAAGGGACGGGGCACGCCACAAAGUGAUACGGAUGUCGUGCGCGUCGUAAUUUCCGAGAUGCCCCCUGAUAAUGGGGGACCGUCUCAAAACGUUGACGUCACGCGCGGUAAAGCCUCCAAAAAACAGCAGAGAAGGCAGAACACCAAAACGCGUUCAUCUGCGCUGCAGUUUCCAACAGAACUGAUUGGGGGCGAUGAAAGAAGUAGUCUACUUGAUCAACAAACAGUUCAAAUAGUAGAUAGUAAUGACUUGAUAUGCAAUGGCAACAACAACGGGGGUAUAGUUAUGCCUGUGCCCAUUGUGCCUAAUAUUGUCAACACAACUGGAGGUCUGAUGCCACAGGUCAUCAUUCAGGGUCAACAGGUCACGCCCGUGUCAGAGGUCGAAGUUCAUCAACAGAGAUAACAAUUUGAUACUGAUAGCUUGAUAGAAAAUUUUACUUGAUUUUAUUUUCGUGCC
Branchiostoma belcheri (Belcher's lancelet) is the source of this 1067-nucleotide messenger RNA. RefSeq names its product PR domain zinc finger protein 4-like. The record is from RefSeq and is a predicted model, not a curated record. Gene Ontology annotation, cellular component: nucleus. Bases 105 to 1013 code for a protein of 302 amino acids. The transcript has 3 exons. NCBI's taxonomy places the organism in Eukaryota, Metazoa, Chordata, Leptocardii, Amphioxiformes, Branchiostomatidae.